AUGCCCCAUGGCCGCAAGCGCGCACCCUCGCUCUCGCUCGACCCACUCGCCCCGACCGCCGCCUCGUCCUCGUCGUCGUCCAGCGCAGCACAAGCACCACCUCGGUCCGCUUCGCCCGCCCCUCACCAUGCCGCCCACCCGCACCUCCACCAACCCCUCCGCCUCGAGGUCCUCGACGUGACCCCGUCAAGCGUCGCCCUCGCCGUCCACACCCCGAGCGCCCGCACCCCGGGCACCAUCUCGAUCCAGCUCGACCGCAACCCGUGGCCGCACGUCGCGCACGCCGGCACGGCCCCGAACGACGACCGCGACGGUCACGACACGACCGUCAUCGUGUACGGCCUCGACCCGGCGAGGCAGUACGAGAUCGCGCUCGACGUCGACGUCGAACCGGCCGCGUCGUCGUCGUCCACGAUGACGACGACUGCCGCCGGUGGGACGGCCGGCCUGCCCUCGACCUCGACCCCGACCUCGUCGCGAGAGCCAUCUUCCCGCCGUCCAUCCGCGUCCGACAUCCUCGACUCGGCCGCAUCGUCCGGCCCCACCGCCGCCGGCGCAUCAUCGUCGUCAUCCACCGCGGCGCUCGCAGGCCACUCGCCAUCGUCAUCGACGGGCGGCGGAGGUGGCGCCGGUGGCGCCGCGCACGACUUUUCGCCCGACCAGUUCCCCGACGGCCCGCCGCCGCCGUACUCGCCAGCCGAGCCCGCGACUGGCUCGUCGUCGACCGGCGUCGCCGGUGCGGGCGCGACGAGCUCUGCCGGCGCGGCAGCAUCCGGCGGCGGCGGCUCGGCGGCGGCGACCGACGAUGCCUCGAGCGGCGGCGGCGGCGGCGGUGCCGCCCCGACCGAGGCGACGCUGCGCGCGUCGCUCAAGGCGCUGCGGGCCUCGACGCGCUCGACCGAGCAGUCGCUCCUGUCGUCGCUCGCGUCGCUGCGGCGCGCGCUCGACAAGACGGCCAAGGAGGACCAGCGCGCGCGGACGCGCAUCCAGGGACUCGACGAGGCGAUCCGGCGCGCGAGGGACGCCGAGCGCGACGUGAGGGGCCGCGAGAGGGACGAGGUCGAGAGAAGGUUGGAGGAGAUGGAGGGCGAGGAGGAGCGCGUCAGGGAGGAGCUCGAGGAUUGGAGGGAGGGACGGAGGGAGGUUGGCGUGCCCGUGUCGGGGACGCCGACGCCGCCUGUCGCCAAGGGUGGGCCUGCGCCCGCCGGCGCCGACGAGGCGGCACAGGCCGGCGACGACGACUCGUCCCCCGCGACGACCGCUCCCGCCUCUUCCUCCUCCACCGCCGCCGCCGCCGCCGCCGCGCCACCUCAAGAUCCCUCAGCCCCUCCUCCCGACCCUUCCACGCCCGCACCCGCCACCGCAACCGCCACGCCCAACCUGGCCGACCUCGCGCGCGAGCUCGACGCGCUCAACAAGGCGAUCCAGUCGACGGUCGCGUCGCGCGACACGGCCGCGCACGACGUCCUGCACCAGAUCGAGCGCGAGAUGCACGCCGUCGAGGCCGAGCUCAUUGCGCUCGACCGCGACGAGGGCGCCAUGGCGCGCAUGCGGGGCGGCGGCGGGCAAGGACAGGGGGCGGUCCUCCCGCCCGGCGUGUACCCGCCGGGCACGACGCUCGCGCCUGUGGGCCCGCCCGACCCAACGACGGGCCUCGUCCCGCUCGUGCCCGUCGUCCCCGUGCCCGCCGGCGCGGCCCCGCCCCCUUCGGCCCAGCAGCAGCAGCAGCAGCAGCAGGGCGCGGCGAGCGGCAGCGGGAGCGGGCCGUUCGGGUUCCGCUGGGCGCGCGCUCGCGGUGGGGCGGGCGCGGCGGCGAGCGGGCAGUCGCAGGACCGAUUCGGGCGGCUGUUCCGCCGCUCGGCCGCAGGUGGCGGUGCAGGCGGCGGUGGAGCAGGGCCCGACGCCGGCUCGUCGAGCGCGUCGAUCAACGUGACGACGCUGCCCGGUGUGUCGUCGAGCCCAGGGAGCGGCGGCGGCGACGCGCCGCUCGUCCCGCCGCAGGUGCAGCUGCACGCCGCCGCGACGACCUCGUCGUCGUCGGCCUCGUCGCUGUACGGCUCCUCGAGUGGCGCGCUCCCGCCUGGCCUCGGAGCAGUCGGUGCGGGCGCCGCUCAGGGCCAGGGCCCGGGCACGGGCUCGGGCAGCGCGCCGCCGUCGCCGCCAAGCGAGCGCGCCCAGGCGGCGCAGCAGUUUGCGCAUGCGGCGCAGGCGCAGGCGCUGUGGGCGCUCGCUCAGCAACAGCAGCAGCAGCAGCAGCAGUACGGCGGGUACGGCGCGGCGCCGUCGCCCCCGCCGCCGCCGUCGUCGUCGUCGAGCGUCUACGUGCCGCAGUCGAGGGCGGUCGGGACGCGGAGCAGGGCCGGCAGCGGGGCGGGCGCAGGAGGCGCUGGGUCGCCGCUUGCUGUCGGGGCGGGCAGGGUGCCGCCGCCGCAGCAGCAGCCGUCGUCGUCGUCGUCUGGCCCGGCACAGCAGCUCGCGCCGCCGGUGCCGGUCGUUGUGAAUGACGAGGCCGACGCAGGUCGGGCGCAGGAGGGGGCCGACGCGGGUCCGAGCGGCGAGCACGACGGCGACGACUCGCGCGACCUCGACGCGCAGGGCUCGUCGCGCCCCCGCACGAGCUCGACGACGACGACGACGACGCCGACGACGUGGGCGGCGCGCGACGACGCCGACUCGACCUCGAUCGCGAGCGCGGCGUCGGGGGGUUCGGGCUCGACGACGGGCACGGCCAAGAGCGCGUGGGGGAGGCUCGGGACGUGGAGCCAGGUUGUCGGGCGGGCGGGGAGGCGGAACAAGACGGCCGAGGGAGCGGGUGGAGGUGGCUCGGGAGGGGGAGGGGACAGCGCGGACGAGGAGGGCGCGUAA
Molecule: messenger RNA, 2865 nt
Organism: Rhodotorula graminis WP1
Lineage: Eukaryota; Fungi; Basidiomycota; Microbotryomycetes; Sporidiobolales; Sporidiobolaceae
Exons: 1
Coding region: 1-2865 (954 amino acids)
Source: RefSeq, a predicted model, not a curated record